UUCAGUUCGUUGCUGACCAUCGUUACGUGCGGACGUGCCCAGCUCAGCUCAUCUCCGUGUGAUGUGGCUGCACUUUGCACACCAAACUCAAAUUCAAGACUCUAAGACAAACGUUUGAAAAUUGAAUGCCAAAAGUGCCGCGACGCGUGUGACAAAUAUAUAUAAAAAAAACCAAAAACGAGUUCAGAGUUUAAGUCACCGACUCCUUUCCACAGCACAAAACAUAUAUUAACGACUGCAACUGCAACGAGAGGAGUACCAGCUACAGGAAAAUAGAAAAUAGCCCAAGAAAGCAGCGGCAGCAGCAGCAGCGAAAAUCGAAUAACGAAAAAUAAAACACACAAAAGGAGGGAAAAGCGAGAAAAGCCAUCCCAGGGAGAUCCCAGGCAGCUUCUUGGCGAUUCAGAAGCGGCAAUGACGGCGACUGCGGGGCAGUCGGCAGCAUCGAGAAAGCAACAACCUGCGAUCGCCAUGCUCAAUGGAAACGCUUUUACGGUUAAGCGGCUCUUAGCGCUGCUGAUCAUCUUCACAGUUCUGGACGCGAGUCGAGCCCUGGAACUGGGCGACAAGUGCCAGCAUGACAUGGACUGCACGGAUUUCAUCAAGGGCAGCAGCUGCUCCGCCCUCGGAUACUGCGAGUGCGCCCCCUACUUUGUCCAGUUGGAUUCCAAGCGCUGUUUGUCAUCCCAACUUCUUGGCGGCGACUGCCAGCUGAGCGAGCAGUGCUCCAUGAAGGUGGCCAACAGCAGUUGUCUUCAGGGCGCCUGUCGCUGCGUCGAGGGAUUCCUGCAGUUCCGCAAGCACACCUGUCUGGGACCUGCCCAUCCUGGCGCCGUUUGCUACAGCCACGCCCACUGUCAAAUGUUCGACACCCGCACCCACUGCGACUUCCUCAUCCCGAAUCUCUUCGGACGCUGCCAGUGCACCAGUCCCGCCAAAAUGGUGGGUGGUCUCUGUGUGGCCCCAGCGGCGGAUCAGGAGGAACAGCAGCCCAUUGAAAAGGUGGAGCAGCCAGCUAAAGCAACCACAACCACGACGACAACCACCACUCCCAAACCCACAACGACAACAAGGAGAACAACUACGACAACAACGACAACUACUCCUGCACCCACAACAACGAGCAGAAGAACAACGACCACAACCACGACCACAACACCUUUGCCCAUUCUCCUGGAGGAUGAACUGCCCGCCAGCGUGGAGGAGCAAUCGCUGGAGGAGGACGAUGGCGAGGCUACCAAGCUGAGGCCCGAGGUCGCCGAGGUGGAUAAUGGUGAGAAACUGGAGGCAGUGGACAUGGCUCAUGAGGAAACCGAGCUGACACAGCAGCAGCAUCAGGAGGAGGAGCAGCAAAAGCAGGAGGAGGAGCAACAAAGAGUGGAAGAACAGCAACAUCAAGAGGAACCCCAAUCCCCUCAAGAUGCCACCACUGGAAUCCAGCAGCUGCUGACACCCGCCGAUGUGCCAACCGAGAAUGCCAUUAAUGUGGAGCAGGAAACCGAGGCUGGACCCACCGAGGAUUAUCCCUACAAGAUCGAUGAGGAGUACGCGGAGGAGCACAAUGAGAAGCCAGAAGAAACCCCCGAGGCACCUCAAAUCGCACCCAUCGAAGCUGAAGAAGAGGAGGCUGCUGAGGCGGAGGCAUCGGGAGGCCAAGAGAUUGCCUCAUCGCCCAUCGUCGACGACACCAUGAAAUUCGAUUAUGAAAGCCCAGUGGAAGAGGCAGAGAAGCAGGAGGAGCACACUAACGAGGGGGUGGUGCCCAUCGACACCGAGAGCGAGACUGAUGCGGAGACCAGCACCGAGCACCCGAUCCAGACGCAGCUGAUUGAGGAGGAGGACGAGGAGACCCCAGAGACAUCAUCGCAGACGGUGGCCGAUGAAGAACUGAUCCCGGUUAAUCAUGCUGAAAUCGAAAGUGCGACGAAGGCCGCAGUUGCAGCCGAAGAGGCUGAGGAUCUGGCUUCAGGGGAUCAUGAGCUCGCAGAAGAAGAAGUUGCUGAGGCUGAGGAGCAGCCAACAGAAGCGUUGAAGAUCGAGGAGCCAGCCCAGGUGGAGAGUGAAAGCCCAGUUGCUGAGGUGGCAAAACCAGAGGAGCCAGAAAUCGAAAAAGAAGCCGCAGAAGUGGAGCUACCGGCCACAGAAGCCACCAAGCCAGCAGAUGUGGAAUCUGAGAUCGAUCAGGCGGAACAAAGCGCCGACAUCAAGCCGACAAGUGGCGAAGAUGAUUUAAAUGAAGCCAAUCAAUUAAAUCAAGAGCAAGUCACCGAGGCAGCGGCUCAAGAGGAGCAAGAGCCCGAACAGGUGGUGGAAAUCCAUCAGGAUGCAGAUGAAGCCACAACAGAGAAACCAGUCCAAGAGCACAGCGAGCAGGAGGUGGAGGCAAUCACCGAAGCGGAGCACGAACAAUUGACAUACCCAGCAAAUGAUGAUGAAUUGGCGCCAGUGGAAGCAGAAGCAGAAGUAGAAGCUGAAAAAGAAACAGAGCUGACCACAGAGGAACCAGAAAUCGCCGAGAUUACCACAGAGCUGACUGAGGAGGCUGAGGAGGAGGCGGCACAUGGGGAGGAGGAGCAACAGGUGGAGACCGAGGAAAAUGCAAAUGCAAUUAAGACGCCCGAAGUGUCGGAAGCAAUUGCGGAGCCCCAGGCGCAGAUGGAGAUCCAGUCUGCUACUGAGAAAGAGAUCGAGGCGGAGACAACCGCAGAUGCCGAGGAGGAAAAGGAGGAGGAUGAGCAGGAGAAGGAGGAGGAACCAGUGGCGGUAACCGAGCAGAUCCAAGAUGCGGAUCAGGCCAAGCCAGAGCUGCCAAUUAAGAGCGAUGGAGAUAUCUCAGUGGAGGCCACCGAGGAGCCCGAAAGCGAACCAGAAACCGAGGCUAGCGAAAGUUCCCAGACUCUGCCCGAGAUCAGCAAAGAUCAGCAUGAUGAAGCCGAGGUCGAGGCUGAGGUCGAGAAGAACGAGAAUGACAACAUUAUCCAGGGAGCAGAGCCCACCGAAGAGCAGGAAGUGCUGCCCGAACCUGAAGCGGAAUCGGAAAAGGAAGAAUUGCCAGUGGAAGAAUCGCUAGUGGAAGAAACUCCAGUGAAAGAAUCUCCCGUGGAAGAAUCUCCAGUGGAAGAAACUCCUGUGGAAGAAUCUCCAGAGGAAGAAUCGCCAGUGAAAGAAUCUCCAGAGGAAGAAUCGCCAGUGAAAGAAUCUCCAGUGGAAAAAACUCCCGUAGAAGAAUCUCCAGUGAAAGAAUCUCCAGUGGAAGAAACUCCAGAGGAAGAAUUGCCUGUGAAAGAAUCUCCAGUGGAAGAAUCUAUAGUAGAAGAAUCUCCUGUAAAAGAAUCUCCUGUAGAAGAAUCGCCAGUGAAUGAAUCUCCAGUAGAAGAAUCUCCAGUGAUCGAAGCUCAGCCAGAAGAAAUCCCAUCAGUUGCUCCCGAAGAAGAGCAGCCAGAAGAAACCACCGCUGCUGCUAUCGAUACAGAAGAAGAAUCGGAACCCGUCGAGUCCACUUUGGCCCCGGAGAUUCCGGAAUCACCCAUUGCCAUUGUGAGCGAAGAGCACGAUCCCGAGCACGAUCCCCAGAACUUCCAUGAGAGCGAGAGCAUUGCCGAUAUCCUGAGCGACCUGAUGUUGGAGGGCGACAGCACAGUGCCCCCGGUUCCAUUUGGCCAGCAGCCCGCCCAAACGGUGCCCAUGGUGGAGGCCAACUCGGAGAACGAGGAGGAGCAACCGCACGAGGCCAUUGCCGAUCUUCAGGCCGAAGCCGAUGAGACCCAAGAUCAUGUGGAGCAAGUGCAUCCCGAGGCUGAGGAGGCAGUACCCGCCAUUCCGGAACUGUUUGCAGAGGCGGCCAACGAGGAUGAUGAGGAGGAGGAGGAGCAGCAGGUGACCCCCAUUCCCGAGCAGCCAGAAAAGGUUAUAGAGGAGGAGCAACCCAUUGAAGAGGAGCAACACCAACAGGAUGAAGAGGAGCAUCACCUGGAGGAAGAGGAACAUCAGCAGGAUGAAGCGGAAAUCUCCAAGGAAGAGGAGCCCAUCCAGAACACCGAAUCUGCAGCAGAGGAAGCCACCACUGAACUGAACCAGAAGAUCGAAUCCGAAUCCGAAGAGGAGCGCACUCUUUCCCCCGAGGAACUGCCCUUCGAUCUCACGGAUCACUCCGAUGCCAUCCGUUUCAAUGAGCUGGAAUCUGACAACCUGAUCCUGGAAGCCACCACCAGCAUCGAUGGCCUCCAAGAACUGGACAACAAUGACAUUGAGCAGGAGGAGGAGCAUGCUGCCCCAGCAAUCCCUCAUGAGGAGGCCACGCCCAAUCCCGCCGACAUUGUGGAGAUCACCACCCAGACCAUGUUGGGCCUGGCCAGCCGGGUGACCCUCAUGGAGCCCGCUGCUCCCGUGGUCACCACCCUGAUGCCCCUGAUGCCGGCCGAUGAGCCCACUCCGGAACCCUCUUCCCCGGCCGCCAUUCCCGCCGCCACCGCCGCCUCCGCUUCCCUGGCCGCCAUUAAGCCGGGAUCAGAGCUCCGCAAGCGAGUGGACUUGGGCCUAGAGGCCGUGUCCCUGGGCUUGGCCUGCAGCAGCGAUCGCCAGUGUCAACUGGCCGAUCCCCACACCGUCUGCAAUGGCCGCGGAGUCUGCGAUUGCGCCGCCGGAGACCAGGGAGCCCAGUGCAGCGCCGAAAGAACCGGAUGCAGUCCGGGCACCUUCCAGUGCCGCUCGAGUGGCGUGUGCAUCUCGUGGUUCUUCGUGUGCGACGGACGUGCCGACUGCAACGACGCCUCCGACGAGGAGUGCACCCACAACGCCCGCCUGAAUCAGAGCUGCCCGACGGAGUCGUUCCGCUGCCAGCGCAGCGGUCGCUGCAUCUCGCGGGCGGCCCUCUGCGACGGUCGGCGGCAGUGUCCGCAUGGCGAGGACGAGAUGGGCUGCGACGGCAGCCUGAGGGGCGGCAACGCCUGUCCGGAGCACACCUUCCGCUGCGGCAGCGGCGAGUGCCUGCCGGAGUACGAGUACUGCAAUGCUAUCGUGUCCUGCAAGGACGGCAGCGACGAGCCGCCGCACCUCUGCGGCUCCCGCGCCGUUCCCAAUCUCUUCAUGCGCCUCAUCGAGGCGGGCGGCCUGCUCGGCGGUGGGCGGCGGGAGGCGGACGCCUACUGCCCGCACCGCUGCAGCAACGGCCUCUGCCGCUCCACCGCCAUCGUCUGCUCCGGACGGGAUGGCUGCGGCGACGGAACCGAUGAACAAACCUGCGCCGUGUGCCGUUGUCCCGCCCCGACUGCUGCCAGCCUGCCCGCCUUCUUGGCCCGGCAACGCCCAAUGCCACUGUGGUAGGAACCUGCAACACCUAAACCACCCAAGAGAAACCCACUUCCGGUCACCAUUUAUCACUCUGCCUUUCGACCCCCCAAAGUCUAUCGCUAUACCCAACCGCAUUCGAAACGAUUUUUGCCUAGCAUUUAAGUGGAUAUUUAAAAAAACUUUAUUUAUUUAUUUAUUAUGACCUUAGCUGCGCCCAUGCCACGCCCAAUUGCCACCUUGCUAUCAAAGGGGGUUCAGUGCCCCCUUUGAGCCAGUGAUGUUUGUCAAUUGUGCCACUGGGCGCAACCCUAAACCACAUAUAACACCACAAAUUACACCACACACCAUCGCCCCCAUUUCGACUAUUUAUUCUACUCAUCCUGACCAUCAAAACUAUUUAUUUAUACCCUUACACACCCCUCACCCACAAACAAAAAGACACUCGAAGAGAAUACUUCAUGUAGCUUAGUUUUAUGCAAUUUUCUAAUUUAUUUAAACUAUUGGCCAGGCAAACCAGUAACGGAAAAGAUAACGAAAACCAUGAAAUGAUGCAUUUUUAUCGAUAAAUAUUUUGUAAAUAAGAGUAAACGUGUUCGAUGUACAUGAUAAACGACAAUGCCUAUAAAGAAACGUAGGGUAUCCAGCAUAACACAAUCAGAUCAUAUCCCCUAUAUAGUUUAUUAUAUGUACGUGCGUGUGAGAGGCACUCACACACUUUUCUCAAAGUCAAGACGCAUCACAGUAAAGCUAAAAAAAAUGAAAUGACAAUAAAAAAUAUAUUUUU
Drosophila takahashii is the source of this 6073-nucleotide messenger RNA. NCBI's taxonomy places the organism in Eukaryota, Metazoa, Arthropoda, Insecta, Diptera, Drosophilidae. The record is from RefSeq and is a predicted model, not a curated record.